Messenger RNA from Centruroides sculpturatus (bark scorpion), 750 nucleotides. RefSeq lists its product as uncharacterized. Lineage: Eukaryota; Metazoa; Arthropoda; Arachnida; Scorpiones; Buthidae. Bases 259 to 750 code for a protein of 163 amino acids. The transcript has 3 exons. The record is from RefSeq and is a predicted model, not a curated record.
UAUUUUAAGACGGAAUACGACGGGGAAGAAGAUUUCAUUAAGAAAUGCGAAAGAUAUUUUUCUAUUCUUGUGGCAUUGUUUUUAUUUUUUCUCGUAGUACUUUAUGCAAUAUUUACAUAUUUUAGUUAUAUUUCUUUAGCCAAAUUUAUACGUGAUGAUAAAAUACUACUUGGCUGCACAAUAGUCACUCAGUUAUGGGCAAUUUAUACGUUGUCACACAUAUGUUGUGUGUUGCUAUUCUCGGCAUUUGGUUUACUAAUGGUAGCGAAACGACUUGUGGAAACCUCCAAAGAAUUAGAAAAUGCAAAGCGAGCAACUAGAUGGUUUUUACCAAAUCUGUUAGAGAAAUUGUGGGAAUUGUGGGAAUGUAUUGAAGAACUAAACGAAAAAUGGAGUAUUCUUUUUCCUAUUAUAUAUAUAAAUUUUCUGUACGAAUCCAGUUUUUUCUUAUAUGGAGCUCUUUUCGCUAAGAUACCUUUCGUCCUACGUUUAGCUAUAUCUGGUUUUGCAUCGAUUCUUUUAUUUGGAUUAUUUUCAGUGUCUUGGGCACUUUCGUCAUUUACAUCGAUUGUAUACGAUAAUUUCAUUUCAAUUGGGAAAUUCUAUUCGGAGCCUCUUUCCUCGGAGUAUAAAUUCAAAGUGAUUGGGUUCAUGAAGAAAUUUGGAGGAAGACCUUUUGGAAUAUCCAUUGGGGGAUUCUUUUACGUGAAAAAGAACUUUCUUAUUCGGGUAGGAAGAAAUAGUUUGUAA